AUGGCCGAGUCCGCGCUGUCCCCCAAGUUCGCGCCGUUCUUUGGCAUGGCCGGCAUCGCGAGUGCCAUGAUUCUCGGAAGUAUGGGCGCCGCGUACGGUACGGCCAAGUCCGGCAUCGGCAUCGCUGGUGUCGGUACCUUCCGGCCGGACCUGAUCAUGAAGGUACGCAACCCUGUUCAGUUUCGCCUGACGUCUCCCGGCGUAUGCCGUCUAACAGUUCGCCAGUGUCUGAUCCCGGUCGUCAUGUCCGGUAUCAUUGCCGUCUACGCACUCGUCAUCUCUGUCCUGAUUGCCCAGGAUCUGGCGCCGCCCAGCAGCAACGCCCACUACAGUUUAUUCAACGGCUUCAUGCAUUUGGCGUGCGGCAUCUCGGUGGGCGCAACGGGCCUUGCGGCCGGCUACUGCAUUGGUGUUGUCGGCGACAAGGGCGUUCGCGCUUACAUGGAGCAGUCGCGCAUCUUUGUCGGCAUGGUGCUGAUUCUGAUUUUCGGCGAAGUGCUGGGGCUGUACGGUCUCAUUGUCGGCCUGAUCCUCAACACGAAGAGCAAGGACUAA
Messenger RNA from Sporothrix schenckii 1099-18, 555 nucleotides. Its product is annotated as V-type H+-transporting ATPase 16kDa proteolipid subunit. Lineage: Eukaryota; Fungi; Ascomycota; Sordariomycetes; Ophiostomatales; Ophiostomataceae. Gene Ontology annotation, biological process: proton transmembrane transport. Gene Ontology annotation, molecular function: proton-transporting ATPase activity, rotational mechanism. The transcript has 5 exons. The record is from RefSeq and is a predicted model, not a curated record. The coding region runs from base 1 to 555 and encodes 184 amino acids. Gene Ontology annotation, cellular component: proton-transporting V-type ATPase, V0 domain.